This is a messenger RNA of Orbicella faveolata, 1061 nucleotides long. RefSeq lists its product as uncharacterized. Lineage: Eukaryota; Metazoa; Cnidaria; Anthozoa; Scleractinia; Merulinidae. The record is from RefSeq and is a predicted model, not a curated record.
UCUCAAAACUGACAGCCUGCCUUAGUGUACGCAUUAGCAGCCUGGCAGCGAUAUUUGAAAUCCCGAAGUUGCAAGGUAGAUAGCUGUUCAGCCGAAAACGUUGAGCCAAUGGCUAUCAGCAGUUGGAAAUUAUUGCAGCCCGUCUUCAGGGUGAACCAGCAAACCUAUCGAUACUUGUCGGGUAUACGGAAGAGAGAGACGAUGGCCCUUUCGCGAUCGAAACGUGCGAGGGGACCUGACCGCGGAAGUAGAAGGUCUAGUGCCACAGGAUUUCAAAAGAACGAAAUUCGUCUUUCGCCUGGAAAAGACUCGUACACAAAUGAAUUCAUCGUCACAGGUUCAAGCUUAUCCGCUGGAGUUUCCAAUGUUGGAUCAUCGCCUGUUGAUUUGCCUGGAACCAGAGCCCACGAGCUUCCCUUAUCAGGAACCAGAAGUGGAUUAGAAUGCAAGACAUGUUUAAAUCUUAUGCUUUUUGGCAAGAAGACAGCAAGUUCAAGAGCUGACCGAAAGGACUUCACUAAAACAAAAGAAUCGCUCUGUGGACUCUUAUUCAACUGUUAUGUAGUCUGCUUGUUCGUGUUCGGUUCAAAUGUUCCUUUACUAAGCUAGGGUUUACAAACCGUUUGUCCUUUAUAACUAGGUUCUUAGGAUCAGCGUUGUGAUUCCUUGAGGAAGGCGGGGGAACUUCCGUACGGAUAGGGUAUAAAGGGGAUAACCUAGUCCUGUAUGCCCUAGAUUUGCAGGGUAUGACAUUUGAGAUGUUACAGCCCGAAAACGUGCCGUUUUGGUUUAAAAUAAGUUGUCCUUUAUAAAAAAGAUCAGUCAUCGGGAAAUAUACCUUUAAACUUGCAAGGGAGAAGGAAAAUUGUUCUUAGAAACAUUUGAUGACCAGGAGAAAUUCAAUCAAGACUCGGUUAUCGAAGCAACACGAUGCGUAUGUUAAAGACAGCACUUUGUAUAUGUGUAAAUAGUUAAAGCCGGUAUGAUCGGUUUAUUAAAUAUAACAAUAUUCUAAUAUAUUCUCUAUUUCUCGCCGUCAAUAAAGAAUUGAAAGACGAAUA